GUACUCUUGAGGAUAACGGUACAGAAUUCGCCACCACUGGGACCACCUCCACCACCACUGAAAUAACUACUGAUGCUACUGCCAAAACUGCUGCCUCCACCACCACUAAAACAACCACCUAG
Molecule: messenger RNA, 122 nt
Organism: Racocetra persica
Lineage: Eukaryota; Fungi; Glomeromycota; Glomeromycetes; Diversisporales; Gigasporaceae
Source: the annotation of a GenBank genome assembly